AUGGAGGCUCAUACGAAGUAUGUAAUAAUACCACAUUGGUCCUCAUUGGUUAAAUGUAUAGCAGUACUACAUUUACAAACUCACUUAAAAGCCUCUACCAUCAUUUUGGAAGAUAAACCCAUAUCUCCUCCCAACAGAGGUGUUUCCCUCUCAUCACGUGACCCAAAGCUGGCCCUGUCAGUGGUGUUUCUCACACGAUCUGUCGCUGUUACAUAUGUCCUGUGGAGAUUUGACAGUUAAACACGUCUGUUAUAAAAUGGAGAAUAGUGGCUGACUGGAAGGACAUCUUCUAGAACUCUAGACCUUCUAGAACGGCACUGGACAGAACACCUGGCGAGCACCGGCCUCAAUGAUGAGUGGAAUUACAAGAACUACCUUCUACGUUGUCUUGACACUGAAAGACGCCACAGAGCUCUACCUCCAGGACAACCAGCUGUCCACAGUACCCUCAGGGCACUUUGACAGGCUGCAAAACCUGAGGAGGGUCACCCUAUCUGGGAACCCUUUCCACUGCGACUGUGGCAUCCAGUUCCUGAGGACCUGGCUGAGGAGGAACUCAGCUGUCGUGUCUGGUGGGGUGCCCACCUGUGCCAGCCCCAGUGGUGUGGCACACACAGCAAUCACUGCGCUCAGUGAUGCCUACUUCUCUUCCUGUGCCCAGCAAAGCUGUGCAGGGUGGGUGUAUGACACCAUGGUGGGGGUGAUGCUGUGUGGGCUCAUCGGCCUGCUGCUGUGGGGUCUGAGGCUGGCCAAGAACUCCACCUUCACUCUGGACAUCGAUCAGAGACAUGCAGGGUUGGAGGUGGACUCUCUGAGGUCGCUGAAGCCCAAACACAGGAGGCUCCAGAGAACUCUAUCUGAGGAGAGGGAGAACUCUGCCUCUCUCACCUGGACAAACGACCCAGAGAGACCGCUGAUUAACAUGGAGAUAUUGCCCCAAAUACUGGACGUAUUGCACAAGAAACACAAUAUAAAGAUAAAGACAAUAUAAGAUUUUGGGAUGAUUGUCGUGCACCAUGGGGUGACUGGGGAUUUAAAACCUAAGCUGGCGAUUGAGUGUUUUACCCUCUGUUGGAAUGCCAUUUAUCAGACUGUUUUGGCUCUUGCCUUGAAUUGAUUUUCUUUUGUCAUGAAGCCUGUAAAAUCAUGCUCUGGAACUAAUGUCUCCCAUUGUUAUGUAACAGAUUUGUGUUUUACACUUGUACACUGUAUCUCUCCAAUACAAAUGAAUGUAAUUGAGUAUAAAGUGCUCACGUCAAACACA
This is a messenger RNA of Oncorhynchus gorbuscha (pink salmon), 1264 nucleotides long. RefSeq names its product glycoprotein IX (platelet) (gene gp9). The transcript has 2 exons. Bases 350 to 991 code for a protein of 213 amino acids. The record is from RefSeq and is a predicted model, not a curated record. Lineage: Eukaryota; Metazoa; Chordata; Actinopteri; Salmoniformes; Salmonidae.